Molecule: messenger RNA, 2254 nt
Organism: Cyprinodon tularosa
Lineage: Eukaryota; Metazoa; Chordata; Actinopteri; Cyprinodontiformes; Cyprinodontidae
Gene: cdadc1
Product: cytidine and dCMP deaminase domain containing 1
Exons: 11
Coding region: 124-1662 (512 amino acids)
Biological process (GO): dUMP biosynthetic process; dTMP biosynthetic process; tRNA wobble adenosine to inosine editing
Cellular component (GO): cytoplasm
Molecular function (GO): zinc ion binding; dCMP deaminase activity; tRNA-specific adenosine deaminase activity
Source: RefSeq, a predicted model, not a curated record
AAGUCCCUGCCGGAAACCACUAGUCAGCUAUAAGCCAGGUUUAUGUGUAUACUCGAAGAAGUCUUCCUCAUCUUACGUCUGCAACUGAAACAAAAUUAGUCUUUUCCCUGCUUUACGUUCCGAAUGGACGAUAGCAUCAAAUGGAACCGAGUCGAACCGGACCAGUCCGGUCCGUGUCGAGAAACAAGAGAGAGCAGCACCCAGACUGACAGCAGGAAACAAGGUCAUGGCCCCAGGUUGUCAAAGGUGAACCUGUUUACCCUGCUGAGUUUGUGGAUGGAGUUAUUCCCCCGGGAGCAACCUGAAGACAGUGAAAAUAGUCAGAUCAACAGGACUGGUCUGGUAGUGAUACAGGAAGGGAAAGUUUUGGGACUCCAUUGUUCAGGCACUGAACUUCACGCUGGACAAGCAGCUAUCAUCCAGCAUGGUGCAAACCUGGCCGACUGUCAGCUCUACUUCUCCAGGAGACCAUGUGCCACUUGCCUUAAGAUGAUCAUAAAUGCUGGAGUCAGUCAGAUCUCCUUUUGGCCUGGAGAUCCAGAGGUCACUAUGCUAAAGUCCGUGUCGUCGACGCAAACAAACGCCGGCGGCUCGUCUCUCGCCAUGACAGAGGAAGCUGUGCUGGACGCAGUCGCAGUAGAGAAACUGAAGUCCAACAGUCGCCCUCACAUCUGCGUGCUGCUGCAGCCGCUGGCGCCGGAUCUGGUGCAGUUUGUGGAGGAAACAUCUAAAGAGAGUGAUUUCAUGGAGAGGAUGACUGAGGAUGACCCAGAGCUGAACAAAGAGGAACUCUUUAACAGGGAACGCCUAAGACACCUCAGAGAAUUUUCCACUCACUUCCUGGUUGGAACGUCUCUGCAACACAAGGGGAUUUUGGUCCAAAUAGGCCUGGAGAAUUUCUGCGUGGAGCCCUACUUCUCCAACCUUAGGAACAACAUGACGGAGCUGGUGGGGGUUCUAGCUGCUGUGGCUGCUGGCGUGCCUCAACAUCACUAUGGCUUCUACAGAGAAAACUUGGCCAGCACUGUGCCUGUUCAUGGAGAGAAUGUUUCUCAAGAGGUGGCUCACCACUGCAUGGUCCAGGCCAGGCUGCUGGCAUACAGGACAGAGGAUCCCAAAGUGGGAGUGGGUGCUGUUAUUUGGGCGAGAGGACAGUCGUCUAACUGCCGUGGAACGGGCUGCCUGGAUUUGGUCGGGUGCGGGUACAACGCCUACCCUGCAGGCUCAAAGUACGCCGAGUUUCCACAGAUGGACAAUAAGCAGGAGGACCGACAGAGACGCAAAUACAGAUACAUCAUCCACGCAGAACAGAACGCCCUCACCUUCAGAACACGGGAUAUCAAACCGGGUGAGCUAACCAUGCUGUUUGUGACCAAAUGUCCGUGUGAUGAGUGCGUUCCUUUGAUAAGAGGGGCUGGAGUUACGCACAUCUACACCUCAGACCAGGACAGGGACAAAGAUAAAGGGGACAUAUCCUACUUAAGAUUCGGCUCGCUGAAGGACAUCGACAAGUUCGUCUGGCAACGAGACCCUUCUAUAUCCCCAGGUCUUUCUUCUCAUCUUGCAAAUGGUUGCAUCGGCAAACGCAGCAGGCAGGCUGAACAGGACUACAGGAACAAGAAGCUAUGCUCCAAGACCAGGAGUUCACCUACUGUCAGCUGAACAUCAGCUGUGAAAGGAUGAAUGGACAAACCCUGAUCAGGGGCUUAGAUUUGGGGGGACAUCAUUCGAGUUUGUACGUCUUUUGUUUGAUUUGUUUUUGUCGCACUUAAAUGAUCGUUACAACAAACAAAGAUAAAUUGAGUUAAUACCAAGCAGGAUUUGAGGAGGUCACAGCAACCACACCAACCUGGCUUUAUGUGAAAACCUAGUAACAUCCAUCACAUUACUCACAGUAAAUCUUUCUGUGGCUGUAGGGAACAUUUUGGCGCACUUGUUUGAGCAGAGUUGCUUUAAUUCAGUCAAAAUUGGAGGGUUUUCCAGCCUGAAUGUCCCGUUUAAGGUCACCCCAAAUGAUCUGGGCUGGAUAGACGUCCACACUUUAGAUGGACUUGGCAGCAUACACCAGAUAAUUGUUCUACUGUGUGAACCAAGUUGUUGGUUAUCCAGGUUUCAAAGAAGCAAAUUAGACCCACAUUAUCACACUACCACCACCAUAUUUGAUCCUCACUGUGAUGGUCUGUCUCUGAAAUGCAGUGCUAACAACUAAUGUUUCCCUAACUUCUAGGAGAUCAUCAAGAUCUUUUACCUUUAG